Messenger RNA from Drosophila bipectinata, 2593 nucleotides. RefSeq names its product procollagen lysyl hydroxylase (gene Plod). Gene Ontology annotation, molecular function: iron ion binding; procollagen-lysine 5-dioxygenase activity; L-ascorbic acid binding. Gene Ontology annotation, biological process: peptidyl-lysine hydroxylation. The record is from RefSeq and is a predicted model, not a curated record. Gene Ontology annotation, cellular component: endoplasmic reticulum. NCBI's taxonomy places the organism in Eukaryota, Metazoa, Arthropoda, Insecta, Diptera, Drosophilidae.
CUCAACCAAAUCUUGCUCGGUUUUUAAACUCAAAAGAGACUCCCUUAAAAGAGGACGGUUUAGCGGAAAAUGCGACAAUUAUAACGCGAACGUUUGUGUGUGAAAGUGAGGGAAUUGCAUCAAGAAUCCAGCAUCAUGCAAAAACAACAAGACGCUUUGUUUAUGCGCAUAGCAGCGCUCCUUUCAUUCGCGUUGUUGUUGUUGCAAGGAGCCAGCGCUGAGGCCGACGCUGACGCUAACGCCGCUGCUGCGUCAGAGUCCAAUUGGAAUGACAAAGUUAAAGUCUACACUGUGGCCACUGAACCCACCGAUGGCUAUAAUCGUUACUAUAGAUCUGCCCGAGUUUAUGACAUUGAGGUAACCACCCUUGGCUUGGGGAAGGAAUGGAAGGGAGGGGAUAUGCAGCAUCCCGGUGGCGGUUUCAAGCUAAACCUCCUCCGCAAAGCAAUCUCUCCUUUUAAAAACGAUCCCGAAAAAAUUAUACUCUUUACUGACAGCUACGAUGUAGUCAUCACUGCUGGUUUGGAGGAUAUCGUAGAAAAGUUCAAAGAUUCGGGUGCCAAAGUACUCAUCUCUGCCGAGAAAUACUGCUGGCCGGACAAGAACCUGGCCAACGAUUAUCCCGAAGUGGAGGGCAAGGCAUCCCGCUUCCUCAACUCCGGUGCCUUUAUUGGCUACGCUCCUCAGGUAUACGGCCUGCUGGAGGAUCCCAUCGAGGACACUGCCGAUGAUCAGUUGUACUUGACCAAAGUCUUCCUCAACGACGCCAAACGCUCCAAGCUGGGCAUUAAGUUGGACACCCAAUCCAAGUUAUUCCAAAAUCUCCACGGUGCUAAGAACGAUGUGAAGCUGAAGGUUGAUCUGGAAAGCAAUCAGGGUGUACUGCAGAAUGUGGACUUUAUGACAACGCCGGCCAUCAUUCAUGGCAAUGGACUGAGCAAAGUGGAUCUGAAUGCCUAUGCCAAUUACUUGGCCAAGACCUUCAGCGGUGUCUGCCUGUUGUGCCAGGAAAACAAACUGGAAUUAGACAAUUCAAACCUUCCUGUGAUUUCUUUGGCUCUGAUUGCCCCACAACCAGUGCCUUUCUAUGAUCGCUUCCUGGAGGGCAUUCGAAAAAUAAAUUAUCCCAAGAAGAGCCUUCACCUGUUCAUCUACAGCAAUGCAGUGCUCCACGAUGAAGACACCAAGUCGUAUGUGGAGAAGUACGGAGAGGAGUAUGCCAGUGCCAAGUAUAUUCUGUCCACGGAUGAACUGGACGAGCGUCAAGGAAGGCAGUUGGCUCUUGACAAAGCCCGCCUUCACAAGAGCGACUACAUCUUCUACGUGGACGCCGAUGCCCAUAUCGACGAUGGUGAGGUGCUCCGCGAGCUACUCGCUUUAAACAAACAAUUUGUGGGUCCACUCUUCACCAAACACCAUGAGCUUUGGAGUAACUUCUGGGGUGCUCUCUCCGAGGGAGGUUACUACGCCAGGUCUCAUGAUUAUGUGGAUAUUGUUAAACGCGAUCUGCUUGGUAUCUUCAACGUGCCCCAUGUGACGAGCAUCUAUCUGGUGAAGAGCAGUGCCUUCGAUGCCAUCAGCUUCCAGCACAAGGAAUUCGAUCCUGACAUGGCCCUGUGCGAAUCUCUAAGAAAUGCGGGCAUCUUUAUGUAUGUUAGUAACCAGCGCUACUUCGGUCACCUGGUCAACGCAGAUAACUUCAAUAGUACGGUGACACGUCCGGAUUUCCAUACGCUGUUCAGUAACCGGUACGAUUGGACCGAAAAGUACAUACAUCCCAACUAUUCGCAGCAGUUGAAUGCCACCUAUCCGAUACCGCAACCGUGUCCGGAUGUCUUCUGGUUCCAGAUCGUGACGGACGCCUUCUGCGACGAUCUGGUGGCCAUUAUGGAGGCGCAUGGCACCUGGUCGGAUGGCAGCAACAGUGAUGCUCGCCUGGAGGGCGGAUAUGAGGCGGUGCCGACGCGUGACAUCCACAUGAAGCAAGUGGGUCUGGAGCAGCUCUAUCUCAAGUUCCUACAGAUGUUUGUGCGUCCGUUGCAGGAGCGUGUCUUUACGGGCUAUUACCACAAUCCCCCCCGCUCGCUGAUGAACUUUAUGGUCCGCUACCGCCCUGAUGAGCAGCCCUCUCUGCGUCCCCACCACGACUCCUCCACGUACACCAUCAACAUUGCCAUGAACCGGGCCGGUAUCGAUUACGAGGGCGGUGGCUGCCGUUUCCUGCGCUACAACUGCUCAGUGGUGGACACCAAAAAGGGAUGGAUGCUGAUGCAUCCCGGCCGUUUAACCCACUACCAUGAGGGACUACUCGUGACCGAGGGCACUCGGUACAUCAUGAUUUCCUUCAUCGAUCCGUGAAGGGAUCGGCUAUACUCACUGCCAUGUUAUGGCCACUCCAAAGAACUGUAUCCUACGCCCGAUUUACGGAAUUAGCCGAAGGAAUUUUGGCGUCGGCCUUGAAUUUAAUAUUGUUUUAAGACCGAUAGCUAUAAUAUCAAUCGAUGAAUCUGUUAAAGCCUUAAGUUACUUUUAAGAUUUUCAACCAAGUGCAAAGUGUUCAAUUUUCGAAUAAAUAAUUUAAGUCGAUUAUUAA